AUGAUUGUCGGCGAACCAAGCGAUUCUCACGAAAACAAACGAGUAAAAAUCACGACGGCCUGUGACACUUGUCGUCGGCAAAAAGCUAAAUGCAAUGGUACUUCUCCAUGUGACAAUUGUGAAAGAGGAGGAUAUCAAUGUAUAUUUGACAUUUCGACGAAACGACCUAGAGGACCACCUAAAGGAUUUCUUGUGGAUAUAGGAGAAAAACUACACUCCAUAGAAUCUUUGGUUAAGGAAAUAAAACAAGAACAAUCAAACAAGGAGACGGGUAUUCGUCGAAAAUAUAAUAACACCAACAAUACACAUCCAUUUACACCUAACACUCCACCAGUUGAUGGGAAUUCUCUAUUAGAACCACAAGAGUCUUUUGGCGAUGACCUUGGUAGUGAUGAUGAAGAGGAUGUUCAAAAGAAUUUAACAGGUUUCACUGACAAUAAUUAUCAGGAUAGCACUCUACCACAGCAGCCUGGCUCAUACUCAGAGCCAGAGAUACCAAGUUCUUUACCACAAAUUACUCCUCCGCCACAAAAUAUCGUGAAUCAACUCUUGGAAAAGUUUUUCACGCAUUUUCAUCCGUUCUUUCCGAUAAUAGAUCGAACACAACUUUACCAGCAAUUGCAAAGUACUGAUAAUCAGCCAUCACCGUUACUCAUGAAUGCUAUUUACGCUGUUGGCGCUUCAUAUCUACCAAUAUUACAGGACUCUUAUAGUUUAACGACAUUCUAUGAACUUGCAAAAAAUUUGUUGGAUUAUUUCCUCGAUACUCCAAGACUAUCUACAGUGCAAGCCUUGAUCUUGCUAUGCAUGGUCGAUCAAGGAAAAACAUCGUCUUAUCGACCGCAAUCUUAUUGUUUCAUGGCUAUUCACAUGGCUCAAAGUAUGAGACUUCAUCGAAAAAACGGUGCUAUCUAUAAGAGUAAUAAUAAACAUACCAAGAAAUUAGUGUGGUGGUCUUGCUUUAUCCUCGAUCGAUUACACAGUCUAUCAACAGGAGAUCCCUUGACAAUUAAUGAAGAAAUUUGUGAUAUUGAACUUCCAUCAGCAGAUGAAGUAGAUGACCAAUCACAUGCACAAACUGUUACGAUAUUUGUGCAUUUUAUUCGAUUAACGCAGUUAAUGGGACAGAUAAUCAGUUACCUUCAGAUGACAGCAUACACAAGCAUUCCAACAAUAACUUGGGCUCAUCAUAAUAUGAUAUCUCGUUAUGAAGCUAUGCUUAUAAGCUAUGCACGUGAAUUACCAUGUCUGCAACGCCCACUUGCAGAUCAUAGUAUUCCAUUUGCUGGUCAAAUCGCAGCUCUCCACAUGCACUAUUAUACUCUGAAGAUUAUGCUACAUUAUCCUUACCUUAUUUCAUAUCACUCACGAUCGACUGGCUCACGAAAUUCGGAAACUUAUCUCAGAUCUUUGAAUGCGUGCAUCACCGCAGCUAACACAAUUUUACGCAUUGGUGUUGUAUCAUUAAAUAAUGUAUAUGUAUGCAUAACAUAUCCAACCAUGUUUCAUUGCCUGGCGCAAGCGGCGAAAGUCUAUGUUACCAAUAUUACUUCUGCAGAUAGAGGUUUAGCCGGCCAUGCUUAUAAGAACAUUCAUAAGAUAAUUGAUGUUGCUCGAUUCUAUGCUGGACAUGGAGUAAUGUCAGAGUUAGCCAAUCAAACGAUUGAAAAAUUGGAAAGUGUUUUGAUAACACACCGAGAUCAAUCCAUGGAAACAGUUAUCCUUUCAUCAACCACUACUAUUGUGCCCUCAAAUAUACCUCACACUACAAUGUUUGCAUCACCUUUAGCUGAUCAUUCUCCUUCGACACUUACAAUUCCCAACAACUCUUUCAGUCUAUACUCUUCGCCUGCGUCAACACAUUUGAGCAGUCCCAUAACAGAUCCUGGUUCUCGAUCUUCUAGCAUUCAUCAUACGUCCACGUUCACUUAUGUUCAACAACCCCCAUAUACACAACCAACUACUCGGGCCUUUCUUCCAGACACAGUUACCUCUUCAGCCUUCGGAUCGGAUGAAAUUUUCGACCCGACCGUUUCUUCAACUAAUACGAUGGCUGCGUUUAAUUUAGGCCAAGGAGAUAAUCCAUACUGGAAUAUGUAUAUGAAUGUCCCUGGAUCUCAAACUAAUUUUGUUGGAUUCAAUAAUACUUAUAAAUUGGCAAAUUCUGGUUCAUCAUCUGCGAGUGUCUAUCCAUCACUACAACAUAUACAGUAUCAUCUUGCUUCACCUCAGUUAUCAAAUGCCAUCCCCUCAUCUUCUUUGGCGUCAUCCACUUCCUCUGAACACCAUCCUGGUCAAAAAGAUACUUAA
This is a messenger RNA of Ambispora gerdemannii, 2310 nucleotides long. The record is from the annotation of a GenBank genome assembly. NCBI's taxonomy places the organism in Eukaryota, Fungi, Glomeromycota, Glomeromycetes, Archaeosporales, Ambisporaceae.